Messenger RNA from Cyprinodon variegatus (sheepshead minnow), 468 nucleotides. RefSeq names its product DNA annealing helicase and endonuclease ZRANB3-like. The record is from RefSeq and is a predicted model, not a curated record. The transcript has 3 exons. NCBI's taxonomy places the organism in Eukaryota, Metazoa, Chordata, Actinopteri, Cyprinodontiformes, Cyprinodontidae. The annotation marks the transcript as partial.
UCCCCAAGGCCUCCUCAAGCCCAAACUGGUCAAGAGUCCACAGUCCUCUCCGGCUCUGAGAAUGAGCGUGAGCCUCUGGAAGACAAACACAAGCUGGAAGACGCACAAGAAAAGGAUAAGCUUCGGCUCAAAUGCAAACAACCAGCAAGGGAGGGAGGUGACAACAUGGCUGCCAGUGGCGGCUGCCUCUCCCCUGACCACACACAGGACUGCGGAGCUGAGCCGUGUUCAUCUUCUGCUCUCCAUGCUAAUGGGGGUGAUGAGGGCAAAGAUGAAGCUGACGCCACCGCCGCCCGGCUCGUCUACCCGGCCCUGCAGUUCUGCGCCAGCCAGUACACAGACCGCAUAUAUCUCUACUCCAAGGAGGGAGUUCCAUUGAACCUGAGCUUCAUCCCUCUGGACAUCAAGCUAACCAACUGGGACGACCUGCCCGAGGCCUUCAGCCGACACCAGGAAAAUCGAAUACAG